UUUUUCAAAAUCCCAAUCAAUCUUCCCCGACAAUCCAUUCCAUUUCCCAGUCAAAUUCCGCCCACCUCCAGCGCCGCGCCACAAACAACAUCCCUCUUCGAAUCGGUUCAGUCUCCAUCCAACCGAAGAUCCCGACGAAGUGCGGUGAAAAGAAUGGCUGCCGAUCCGAUUCACCUGGAGAGGAUGGGCAGAGAGCUCAAGUGUCCUAUCUGCUUGAGCCUGCUGAACUCCUCGGUUUCACUCGCCUGCAAUCAUAUCUUCUGCAAUUUGUGCAUAAUGACUACGAUGAAAUCGGGCUCUGGCUGUCCUGUCUGUAAGGUUCCAUUUCGCCGACGAGAGGUUCGCCCUGCUCCGCAUAUGGAUAACUUGGUGAGUAUAUACAAGAACAUGGAAGUCGCUUCGGGAGCCAAUAUGUUCGUCACUCAGACUGCGCACCGUGCUAAGUUAUCAGAGGGUGGAAAGAAGCCUGAGGGAGUAUCUGCUGAGGGUACAGAGAUAAACAAAAGAUCCUCAAGAGGAAAACGGCCAAGGAAGACCAACAAUUCCAACGUCGAGAAUUCCUCUCCUCUUCGGGUCAAACCUUCAUGUCCAACCAAGAAGAGGGUUCAGGUGCCACGACAUCCUCCAAAGGAGACGCCAACACGUGCGGCAAAUCCUGACAAUGAUUUAGGAGAGAUCAACAGCGACAGGCGUAAGAACAUUCCAGCUGAAUCUGCAAAGAAGCCUCCGCUUAAUGAAAAUGGUGAACCAGUCCUUAUGCCCUUUUUCUGGCUGAGAGAAGAAGAUGCAGAGAAGUCCACUCAGCUUUCAGAUGGAGAUCAAUCCACCGGCACCCCACUCAACCUUCCAACUUUCAGUGAUAUUAAGGAUUCAGAUGAUGAGAUGCCUUCUCCCUUAAAUAAGGAAGUUGAUGGGGUUCCUCCAGCAACAGAAUUUUUUGACAGCGAGAUGUUUGAAUGGACGCAGAGGCCUUGUUCUCCUGAAUUGUGUUCAAGUCCCUUAAGACUUCAGGGUUCGGACAACAAUGAGAAGGAUUUAGAAUUAGCCCGAAAGAAUUCAAUUUCAAAUGAAGAUGUCAAUAAGCCCAAGAAGAGAAGCCGACCGGCGCGGACAAAAGCUCAGCAAAACUCUCUUAAGAGUGAUACUACUCAAAAUAAAGCAGCUGAAGGUUGUCAGCAAGCGAGAACAUACACUGCAAGAAAAAUGUCUAGCAGGAGGAAGACACAGCUCUCUUCAGCCGUCUUAACUGAGACAACAUAUGAAAAUCUUUCUGCUGAUAUUUCAGAUGGAUGUGCUAGAAGGUAUAUUGCCGAUUCGUUUGAUGCUUCAGAUUCUGCUGAGAAUACCAACUCAAAGAAAAUAUGUGAGGUAAAUACUCCAGUUGAGAAAGAUUCCUGUACCCUAUUAAAGAAAAGAAAGGUUGCUUCUACUUUGGCGAAGAGUGAACGCAACAAUGCUAGAAGAAAGAAAUCAGAAGCUGGUCCAAAUUGCAAUCAAGAAUCGAAUUCUAAAAAGAACACGACAUGCUCCUCUCAUGUUGUCUCGGAUGCGGAGUUGGUUUUGCGGAAAUGUGAUACCAUUACUCGGGAAACUCGAUGUGCUUUCUGUCAUUCUUCAGAGUGCUCAGAGGCAUCAGGAGAGAUGGUCCACUAUCGUGAUGGUAGACCCGUCUCAGUGGAUGACAGUGAUGGAUUCAGGGUCAUACAUUCACAUAAGAACUGUGUUGAAUGGGCACCAAAUAUUUAUUUUGAAGAUGAGAAGGCCAUUAAUCUCGAAGCAGAGUUGGCCAGAAGCAGGAGGAUUAAGUGCAGUUGCUGUGGUAUCAAAGGGGCAGCCCUCGGGUGCUUUGAGAAGAGCUGUCGCAAGAGCUUUCAUGUCACUUGCGCAAAGCUGAUUCCCCAAUGUCGAUGGGACGAUGUAAACUUUGUGAUGUUAUGCCCUCUUCAUGUUUCCUCUAAAUUACCUAUUGAAGCUGCUUGUGAGGAAACGAGGAAGAGUUCUAUCCCGAAAGAGAGGCCACAAAAAUCCCAUGAUCAAGUCCUCAGGAGGAAUGAUGCUAGGAGCUUCAAGUGGAAUCAUAAUGGACCACGUGACAGAAUGGUGCUUUGCUGUUCAACUCUAACAGCUGCUGAGAGGGAAAUGGUUUCUAAGUUUGAGAGAUCAUCUAGAGUAACAGUGCGGAAAAAAUGGGAUUCAAAGGUCACGCAUGUUAUUGCAUCGACAGACGAAAAUGGAGCUUGCAGAAGAACCCUCAAAGUUCUGAUGGGAAUCUUAGAGGGAAAGUGGAUAUUAUCUGUUGAUUGGAUUAAAGCUUGUAUAGAAGCAAUGGGCCAUGUUGAUGAGCAGAAAUAUGAGAUCACAGUUGAUGUUCAUGGCAUGAGAGAUGGUCCUCGACUAGGAAGAUUACGUGUUCUCAACAUGCAACCGAAGCUUUUCGAGGGGCUGAAGUUCUACUUCACAGGGGAAUUUGAACCUUCCUACAGAGGUUACCUCCAGGAUCUAGUGGUUGCUGGUGGAGGAAAUUUAUUGCAUAGAAAGCCCGUUUCCAGAGAUGAUGAAAAACCUAAGUCAUCAAUCUUCAUUGUCUACAACCUCGAGACCUCCGACAAGCUCGAUGUGAACAAGGAUACGGUUGCAAGGCAAAGAAAAUCAGAUGCCGAGGCACUUGCAGCUCAGACGGUGGCCAAAGUAGUAAGCAAUUCAUGGAUCCUGAACUCUAUAGCUGCCUGCAAAUUGCAAGAUUUUCAUUGUUAAAUAUCGGAUCAGUUCGAUAUUUACUUGCAGAUGGAUAAGUCCAGUUGUUUUGGCUUUCCAUAUGAUGUGAAGUGGAUGGACAAGGUUUGUGACAGUAUCAUUUGCUCUGUCCGGACUAGCUGUUUGUGUAACGAUCAUAGAAUUUUUUCUUUCCACAUAGAAUAGCUUGAAUAGAAACAAUGUGUCAAGAUGGAAGAGCCCGAGCAUAGCAUUGUACAGGAUGCAGCUCCUGAUUGAUAAGUUUCAACGGUCUAUCUCCUUAUGGAUUUAUAUCUUAAUGGCUUAUUAUGUUACUGUAAGUUAAGAGAAAUGGUUUGCCAUGUUUACGCUA
This is a messenger RNA of Punica granatum (pomegranate), 3085 nucleotides long. The record is from RefSeq and is a predicted model, not a curated record. Lineage: Eukaryota; Viridiplantae; Streptophyta; Magnoliopsida; Myrtales; Lythraceae.